CGAAGUGCAUUUCUAGGUCACUGGGCUGACCGUACGCCGGUACACGAGGCUGCGUCUCUGGGUCGAGUUCUGCAGUUAAAGCAGCUGAUAGAAGCAGGAGCAUCAGUUAAUAUCGUAACUGUGGAUAACUUCACACCUUUGCACGAUGCCUGCAUCCAAGCCCAUCCAAACUGUGUUCAAAUUCUGCUGGAGGCAGGAGCUCAGGUGGAUGUGCGCACCAUCCAUGGAAGUACUCCUCUCUGUCACGCCUGCGCUGCUGGCAGCAUAGAAAGUGUCAAGCUACUGGUAGAUCACGGAGCGUCGGUCAACCCUUCCCUGACUGCCCUCACGGCUUCCCCCCUCCAUGAGGCCUGUAUUCGAGGUAACCCAGACUGUGUGAAGCUUAUGAUAGCUAAGGGAGCGCUGCUGGAGGCCUUUGACAUUUAUUUUGGGACGCCAUUACAUGCUGCCUGUGCUAAAGCUCACUUUGACUGUGCCCUACUGCUGCUCAAUGCAGGUGCAAAAGUGAAUGCCACCAAGUUCCAUGAGACGGCACUGCAUCAUGCGGCGAGAGCCGAGAGAGAGGACCUGGUGGAGCUGCUGGUGGAGUUCGGUGGAGAUGUCAACAUAAGCGAUAAUAUGGGUCACAUACCUAGAGACUACACAAAACACGAAUCUCCUGCUAAUCUCUGUCUGCUGCACUAUGAGAGUAACCCUCUGUCUCUGCAGCAGCUGUGCCGUAUCGUCUUGAGGACUGUGUUGGGCACCAGAGCUCUAGAGCUGAUCACCAAACUGGACAUUUCACAGCGCAUCAUUGAUUACCUCACUUAUAAAUCAUAAAUAUGUUCCCCAGAAGACCCUUUU
Molecule: messenger RNA, 843 nt
Organism: Rhinichthys klamathensis goyatoka
Lineage: Eukaryota; Metazoa; Chordata; Actinopteri; Cypriniformes; Leuciscidae
Gene: asb13a.1
Product: ankyrin repeat and SOCS box containing 13a, tandem duplicate 1
Exons: 5
Biological process (GO): positive regulation of protein catabolic process; intracellular signal transduction; protein ubiquitination
Molecular function (GO): protein binding
Source: RefSeq, a predicted model, not a curated record